GCCUCCUACUCUGACGCCUGUCCAAAGCAAUGCUCGGCGAAGACGACGUAUUCGACUCCGUCACCUGGGAGUCCCCUCCCGCACCCCAGCAAUACGAUUAUGACCACCAACCCGCGCCGACGUCCCCCGCUACCGCGGGCCCUGGCUUCCGCCAGUCCACGGACAGCAGCGAGGGCGGCCCGCACGAUCCCAAGUGGGAGGGCUACCUCGUCGCGUCCGUGAAGGACCCCGUAAAGGAGCUCCCGGAGACGAAGGACGCCUACGUGUCGUACCUCGUCUCCGCAGAGACCAACCUGCCCAUCUUCUCCACGCCGAACCCGACGGCGCGCAGGAGGUUCCAGGAUUUUGUGUUUUUGCGGAACCAUCUGGUGAGGGACUUCCCGGCGGUGGUCGUCCCUCCGUUGCCGGACAAGCAUCGGUUGGAGUACAUCACUGGCGAUCGAUUUAGUCCCGAGUUCAUCGAGAGGCGUAGACAAGACCUCAACCUCUUCCUCCAACGCAUCGGCCGGCACCCCACCCUCCAGCGCGCAACUCUCGUCCGCGCCUUCUUCGAGUCUACAGAAUGGCACGUCAUCAUGCACCAACACGUCGCGCACCCCCCAGGCCCCGAGCCAACGCCCGGCCUCCUCGACUCCGUCUCCGACACGCUCCUCAACGCCUUCUCCCGCGUCCGCAAGCCCGACGACCGCUUCCUCUCCCUCCGCGAGGGCGUCGACCGCUUCGAGGACGGGCUCGUGACGACGGAGCGCCUCUACUCGCGCGUGCGCACGCGGACCAGCGACCUCACCUCGGACUACCAUGAUCUUGCGGUCGCGGUGCAGGGGCUGGGGUUCUUGGAGUCGGGGAUUACAGAGCCGCUGAAUCAGUUCUCGAAUACGCUCCUGGAGUUUUCGGCGUUGUUGAGGCAUACGACCCAAACAACUACGGACCCCUUCCUCAACCACCUCCAUGCCCUCCUCUCUUACUCGCACGCCAACCGCGCCGUCUUGAAGCUCCGCGACCAGAAGCAGCUCGACUUUGAGGAGCUGUCCGACUACCUUUCUGGCGUCACCGCCGAGCGCGAUAGGCUGUCUGCAGUUAUCAGCGGACAUGCUGGAAGCACUGGUCUGGGGCUUGGGGCGUACUUGAGGGAGCGGGUGGACGCGAUGCGCGGGAUGGAUGACGAUAGGGCGAGGGUGCAGAGGAUGAAGAAGCUGGAUGCGAAGAUCAAGGAGCUCCAAGACGCCGUCACGACCGCACACGAGACCUCGGACGCCUUCAGCGAUGAGACGCUCCGCGAACAGACCAUCUUCCAGCACGCGAAGGAGGCGGAGAUGAAGGAGGCGCUCGGCGACUUUGCGGAUGGGCAAAUUGAGUUCUAUCGGGCGGCAAUGGAAGAGUGGGAGCGGAUUAUACCCAUUAUGCAACGUAUACGGGUGGAUGUUUGAGGGCAGGUGUGAGCUUUGCGCGCAGGCAUGAGAAGAGGCAGUAUAGCGCCCAGGCGAUGGGGCGGAUGGCAAGCCAGGCGAUGGGGCAUCAAGAUGGUUGGUUGGAGGUCUUAGGGACGAGAAGCAGUCAGAGACGCUGUACUGUAUACUACUUUACUGAAGUUGCCGGUCUAAUAUAUUCGCGAUGUACACAUGGGA
Schizophyllum commune H4-8 is the source of this 1625-nucleotide messenger RNA. RefSeq lists its product as uncharacterized. Bases 30 to 1427 code for a protein of 465 amino acids. The record is from RefSeq and is a predicted model, not a curated record. Gene Ontology annotation, molecular function: phosphatidylinositol binding. The transcript has 9 exons. Gene Ontology annotation, biological process: autophagy; cytoplasm to vacuole targeting by the Cvt pathway. Gene Ontology annotation, cellular component: phagophore assembly site. Lineage: Eukaryota; Fungi; Basidiomycota; Agaricomycetes; Agaricales; Schizophyllaceae.